Arctia plantaginis is the source of this 378-nucleotide messenger RNA. The record is from the annotation of a GenBank genome assembly. NCBI's taxonomy places the organism in Eukaryota, Metazoa, Arthropoda, Insecta, Lepidoptera, Erebidae.
AUGGUUGAUGAUUUGCGGAAAUAUCUGAACCAUUUACUGGAAAAAGUAAAUGGGCUUCACUGUAUUCUGAUAACUGACCGUGAAGGCGUACCUUUGGUCCGAGCGGUAACGGAAAGGGCCCCUCAACUAGCCCUGAGACCUACCUUUAUAUCAACAUUCGGGAUGGCCACUGACCAAGCAAGUAAACUGGGAUUAGGCAGGAACAAAACAAUCAUAUCAAUGUAUUCCAGUUAUCAGGUAAUACAGAUGAACAAGUUACCAUUAGUCAUCACCUUUAUUGGCAGUGAUAAUUGCAACACUGGUCACAUAUUAUCUUUGGAAAGUCAAAUAGAGCCUUUUUUGAAAGAUUUAGAAGCUGUGGUAGCAGAUGCUCCUUGA